AUGGCCGAUCUUACCUCCGCCGCAGCUUCUAUGGAGCUCAAGGAGAACACCGUCAUUGUGGUUCUCGGUGCUUCCGGAGAUUUGGCAAAGAAGAAGACUUACCCUGCUCUCUUCGGUCUGUACCGAAACCAGUUCCUUCCCAAGGACAUCAAGAUUGUCGGAUAUGCACGGACAAAGAUGGACCAUGAGGAAUACAUACGCCGCAUCAGAUCCUACAUGAAGACACCCACAAAGGAGAUUGAGCAGCAGCUCAACGACUUCUGCGACCUCUGCACCUACGUUUCUGGCCAAUACGACAAGGACGAGUCCUUCCUGAACCUGACCAGGCAUCUCGAGGAACUCGAGCAGGGCAAGCCUGAGACUCACCGUCUCUUCUACAUGGCACUUCCCCCCAGUGUCUUUACCAUUGUCUCCCAGCACCUGAAGAAAUGUUGCUACCCUACCAAGGGCAUUGCGCGCGUUGUCAUUGAGAAGCCCUUCGGCAAGGACCUCGCCAGCUCCCGGGAGCUGCAAAAGUCCCUUGAGCCUGACUGGAAGGAAGAUGAGCUCUACCGCAUUGACCACUACCUCGGCAAGGAGAUGGUCAAGAAUAUCCUUAUCCUCCGCUUUGGUAACUCCUUCUUCGGCUCUACCUGGAACAGGCAGAACAUCGACAACGUUCAGAUCACCUUCAAGGAGCCUUUUGGCACUGAAGGUCGCGGCGGUUACUUCGACGAGUUUGGCAUCAUUCGCGAUGUUAUGCAAAACCACUUGCUCCAGGUCCUCACCCUGCUCGCCAUGGAGCGCCCCAUUUCCUUCGCCUCCGAGGACAUUCGUGACGAGAAGGUGCGCGUUCUUCGCGCCAUGCCCGCCAUCGAGCCCAAGAACGUUAUUAUCGGACAAUACGGCAAGUCUUUGGACGGCAGCAAGCCCUCGUAUAAGGAAGACGAUACCGUCCCCAAGGACUCCAGAUGUCCCACCUUCUGCGCCCUCGUGGCUUACAUCAAGAACGAGCGCUGGGAUGGCGUUCCCUUCAUCAUGAAGGCCGGCAAGGCUCUCAACGAACAGAAGACUGAGAUCCGCAUCCAGUUCAAGGACGUCACCUCGGGUAUAUUUAAGGACAUUCCCCGCAACGAGCUUGUCAUGCGCAUUCAGCCCAACGAGAGUGUCUAUGUUAAGAUGAACUCCAAGCUGCCUGGUCUCAGCAUGCAGACUGUUGUUACCGAGCUUGACUUGACUUACCGCCGCCGCUUCUCUGACCUCAAGAUCCCUGAGGCCUACGAAUCAUUGAUUCUGGACUGCUUGAAGGGCGAUCACUCCAACUUCGUCCGUGACGACGAACUGGAUGCCAGCUGGAGAAUCUUCACCCCUCUGUUGCACUACCUGGACGAUAACAAGGAGAUUAUCCCCAUGGAGUACCCCUAUGGCAAGUUCUCGAACCGAUCUCGCGGUCCCGCUGUCCUCGACGACUUCACGUCCUCCUAUGGUUACAAGUUCAGUGAUGCGGCUGGAUAUCAGUGGCCUACUACCUCUGCUCAAGCUGCCCCGAACAAGUUGUGA
This is a messenger RNA of Colletotrichum orchidophilum, 1539 nucleotides long. RefSeq names its product glucose-6-phosphate dehydrogenase. The transcript has 6 exons. Gene Ontology annotation, biological process: pentose-phosphate shunt, oxidative branch; glucose metabolic process. Gene Ontology annotation, molecular function: NADP binding; glucose-6-phosphate dehydrogenase activity. The coding region runs from base 1 to 1539 and encodes 512 amino acids. The record is from RefSeq and is a predicted model, not a curated record. NCBI's taxonomy places the organism in Eukaryota, Fungi, Ascomycota, Sordariomycetes, Glomerellales, Glomerellaceae. Gene Ontology annotation, cellular component: cytosol.